This is a messenger RNA of Verticillium dahliae VdLs.17, 2772 nucleotides long. RefSeq names its product alpha-L-rhamnosidase. Gene Ontology annotation, biological process: carbohydrate metabolic process. The record is from RefSeq and is a predicted model, not a curated record. NCBI's taxonomy places the organism in Eukaryota, Fungi, Ascomycota, Sordariomycetes, Glomerellales, Plectosphaerellaceae. The transcript is spliced from 6 exons. The coding region runs from base 1 to 2772 and encodes 923 amino acids.
AUGCUUUGCAGUGGUGUUGAAGAAGCUACGACGACGGCCGGUAGAAGUGAGGGUGGACCCGUAGAUGCCGAGGUUCGCUGCCGAACGACGCCGAACUUGGACGGUGAGCUUCGGUGUGCCGCCCUUGGCAUCCGGGGAAUCACGUCACGUGCUGUCGUGCCGGGCGAUCGCAGAUGGCAGAUGCCGAUAAGAAAUGGGGAAAGACCGAAUGAGUCGUCAUCCUUCCUCAUUCCACUGGGAAGCACCUGCCCUGACUCAUGUCACUUCCGUGCUGCGUCCAAGACACUGCAGCCAAAAGUCAAAAGUCCGAGUCCAACCACGGCCAUCACCAUCACCAUCACCAUUGUUGCAUACAAUGUCACCUCCUUGCGGGGUGGAUCGCCCCAAGUCACUGCCAUAGUCCGGGGACAUGCUCAACCCCGCCACUCGUUGCCCAUCAAGAAGCUGGAACAUGCAACCAAGGCAUCCUCCCCUACCCUCGCAUGGCAGAUGAUACCAACUCAAGACUGUCCCGAGUCUGAUGAGACAUGCCCGGGCGACCGACAAACCGCCUACGAGAUACAGGCGGCCGCCACUGCUGACGACCUACGGGCCGGCCGCUUCAUCUGGAAGAGUGGGAAGACUGAAGGCAACGAGCAAAAUGCGCGGUUUGGCAUCAGCCUCACCUCCCGCGAUACAGUCGCCUGGCGUGUCAAGGUCUGGGAUGCUCUUGGGCAACCCUCGGGCUGGUCAAGGCCGUCUACGUGGACCCUCGGCCUGCUCGAUCAAUUUGACUGGGGCCAAGCCCGUUGGAUCGACUAUCCUGACCGCAAUGGUAGCCAGCCACUGCCGCUCUUUGUUCGCCACUUCGACAUUUCCAGCGGCAAAGUCGUUGCUGAUGCCCGUCUGUACAUCUCAGGAGUUGGCAUGCACCACGCUACCGUCAAUGGCGAGGAUGCCACGGACGAGGUACUGGCCCCUGGCUACUCCAACUACCAACUCUCCAGUGAAUACCGCACCUACGAUGUCACCAACGCUCUAGGUCCGGCCCCAAUGCUGUCGGUGUCAGCUUGGGCAACGGACCGGCUUACGUUCGGUGCAAUUCAACUCAUGGGCAACGGCACUCUUUCUGCCAAUGUCACAACGGGAAGCAGCAAUGUUCGAUUGAGUUCUGUCGCUAGGUACAACAUUGGUGGUUCAAUCCAUAUUGAUACCAGCGACGGUGGUGACUGGCUUGAGUCGCGUGUCAUCACGGCCAUUGACAACGGCACCUCCGUCAUUUCUUUCACUCCCGCACUCGAGCAAUCGCACAAGGCGGGUGCCAAGGUUACCGGCUCGGGCAACAACAUCGCGGCGAGCGACCCCUCGGCCGGCGCUGCCGUCACACCGCGCUUCAUUGCUCGUUUGGAAAUCAUGUUUGACAAUGGGAGCUCCACCAUUAUUGUUACCGAUCGCUCCUGGCGCACAGCCCUCGGUCCCCUUGUUACCGACGCGUGGUACUCUGGUUCCGACUACGAUGCUCGUCGAGAACAACUUGGCUGGGACGAGCCAGGAACCGAUCUCAAGUCGUCAACUUGGACAUCGGCUGGCAUCGCACCUCCUCCCAACCUCGCCACCAAACUGGUUGCCCGUCCCCGCCGACACAAAUCAAGGAACAGGAACGCUUCAAACCCGGUUUCGGUCACCAACCCCGCCCCUGUGACCGGUCUACCUUCGGGCUUCGAGCCCGGCCCAGAGCUGGUCACCGGCAUUCGGCUGCAGGCCGAUGUUCCCAUUGCCGGUCCUUUCACCUCCUCCAAUGCUCGCCUUAGCCGCAUCAACAAAAUGGCCCACUCCUCUUUCGCCAGCAAUCUCAUGUCUGUCUUUACCGAUUGUCCCGGGCGCGAGAAGCUUUCGUACCCCGCUGAUUACACCAUGCCCAGUAGGGCCAUCUACCGCAAUUUCCAUGAUCACAUCGUCGACGCCGCCCUCGCCGACUGGGUCGAGAAUGGCGGCCGCACCUCGGGCCGUAUCACAGGGACGUGGGGUUACUACCACACGAUCCAGGCCAUGGCGCGCAUGGCGAAUCUGACAAACCACACUGAAGACGCCGUCCGCUACGCCAGCUUGGCCGUCGACAUGCGUGACGCCUUCAACAACUCCUUUUUCAACAACGCCACGGGGCGCUACACAAGUCGCGGCAACGACAGCACCGUCAACGCAGCCCAGGCCGCGCAAGCUCUGGCCCUCGACGCCGGCCUCGUGCCGUCCGAGCACCGCGAGACGGUCCUUGAAGCCCUCGUCGAGCUCGUAGAGUCCUACCCCUCCGCCGACGGCAAGGGUCCGCACCUGAGUGGCGGCACCAUCGGUCUCGGCCCCAUCGUCCGCGCCCUCUCCGCCGGCGGGCGUGACGACCGCUGGACGCGCAGUGACUCGAAGAAUCACAUGAUCCUCGCGCAGAUUGACGAGUGGUUCCACGCCGGCGUGGCAGGGAUCCAGGCCGGCUCCCUCGGGACCAUCAGCGCGACGUGGGCCGAUAAGCUCGUGUUUCAGCCGAAGCCUGUCGGAGACCUCACGAGCGCGGCGGGCACGUUCAGGACGAGGGCUGGCGAGGCGAGGAGCGAGUGGACGAGAGCCGGCGAUGCCUUUGCGCUGAGCGUGACCGUGCCGGCCAACACGGAGGCCGAGGUCAGGGUGGCUGGCGAGAAGGUACGCGCGUCGGGCAGGGCCACGUUUGUUGAGGAGGAGGAGGGGUACGUCGUCUAUACGGUGCCUUCUAGGAUGCACAAUUUCUCCAGCACACUAAAGGGGUAA